Molecule: messenger RNA, 2660 nt
Organism: Durio zibethinus
Lineage: Eukaryota; Viridiplantae; Streptophyta; Magnoliopsida; Malvales; Malvaceae
Source: RefSeq, a predicted model, not a curated record
CAUCCCCAUUAAUUCCCCCCGCCAACCCAAAGGGCUGCUAUUUAUUGUCCUCCUUGUAAAGAGAAAGAAGAAAAUAAAGCUGUGAAAUUUCCGUUGUUUGGUUUUAAUGGCGGAAUUAGGGAAGCAAGAGAAAGUUGUUGUAAAUGGGAACAAGGAGGAAGGAGAAGAAGAAGAGAGGUUGUUAGAGGGAAUGGCGGUGUUGGAUUUCGACAUGUUAUGUUCGACGGUGGCUUUGCAAACCCAAGGUAAAUGGAGGAAACUUGAAACCGUUGAGGAUAGUUUAGAACAAGGAAACGCCGACUUUGGUGGCGUUUUGAGGAUGUGGGAAGGUGAAGUUGUUCUUGAUUUCUUCGAUGACCGCCGUCUCGCUCUGCAAUCUGCCUGUUGCCCCUGCUACAGAUUUGGGAAGAACAUGGGGAGGGCUGGUUUCGGUUAUUGUUUUCUUCAGGGAACUGUUUAUUUCAUUCUUGUUGUGAGUGCAUUUCUCAACUUCCUUGCCUUUAUUGUCAUCAAGUGGAAUUGCUUUCUGUAUUUAGCUGUUGCUUUCAUCAUAUCUGUUGGAGCAUACUUGGGUUUUUUCCGUACACAGAUUAAGAGAAAAUUCAAUAUUAGGGGUAAUGAUAGCUUUUUGGAUGAUUGCAUCUACCAUCUUAUUUGCCCUUGCUGUACAUUAUCCCAGGAGUCUAGAACAUUGGAGAUGAACAAUGUCCAAAAUGGUACAUGGCACGGUCGUGGUGAUAUAUGCAUAGGAAGCCAUGGUGAAGGGAGCAGAGCAUUCUUUGAGCUACAUCCUCCUCUUCCUAUAUCAAUUAAGACUUCUGAGCCCUGCAGCACGCAAAAUAGUUUGAAUGGUGAUGAUUAGGCUUGAAUGUGAGAAGUUGUACAAUGAAUAUUGGAUACAACGGCGAAUUACAAACAUCCCACAAAAUUUGCUAUUUGUUGGAGGGAUGUUAUACAAGCAGGUGGAAGAGCAAUGCGUGCAGCUUGAACCAUGGAAUCCUGCGGGAAUGGUGAAAGACAACGUUGCUUCCAUGUGCAUAAAAGGAAACUAUUUGUAACAAUUUGGGGGAAGUUUUUAGGACAUCCAAUCGAACUUGACGUUACAUUGUUACUUUCCCCAGGUAGACUUUGAGUAUAUGCCCUCCAGGUAGACCUUGAUUGAUUAGGGAACACCCUAUUCACCAUGACUGCAGUAGAUGCUUCUCCAAAAUAGUUUUUAUAUAUAUAUAUAUAUAUAUAUAUAUUAAAAUUAGCUUGAAAAUAGAUUUGUCAUUUUAUUCCAUGUCUUUUUUUUCUUCUUUUUGUGAAUAAACAUAGCUUGUGCCGAGUGCUGACUGUACUAGCAUUCAUGAUUGAAUUUGGCAUAUUGAUAGGUGCUCCUUUGCAGGCUUCAGGUUCCCUUGUCCCUGUGUAUGCAAAUUAGCCUGAUGGAGAGAGCAACGGUGAUUUUUGUGUCUAUAUUCAGGUUUCUUUCGCACGGAACCUUGUUUCCAUCGAAGUUUUAGAAUUGCUACCGCUGGAGCUAAUGGCUCAGAUUAUCUGAGUUACACGCGAGUAACCGAUGCAUGGGUAAUUUGUUACCUGUCUUCCGGUUUUCUCAAAUGCAAAACAUCUUUCGGUAAUAGUAUAUCUUAUGCAUUCCUAUUGAAUACCGGAAUUUCUCAAAUUACGAAGUUACUUUAAAGAACGUAAUAAAGCCUAAUCAUAAUAUAUUCCAUACCAGAGAAAUUCGUAUGUGAAAAAAAAAAUAGUUAGAAAAAAAAGAAAAAAACUAAUGAGGCUUCGUUGUAAAUUUCUUGAAGGCCUAAUUAAAGGGGCUUCUAAAUGAAUUGACCGUGAUUGGUUAGGGUUGGAUUUUAAUCUGGGCUCAUGGUAGUUCUGAUUUAAUUAGCUACUCUCUUAAACUUCAACUGUCUUGGAUUUCAUUUUUCUUUGCCAGAGAAAGUAAAUGGUAAUUACAUUAUCAAAACCAGUUCCCAUCAUAAACGUUAUUAGUAUAAUCCUUAAUCUAGGACUUAACUACUCGAGAAACGUGUAACCAAAACACACCUAAUUGACUUUGAUUCCUGUGUUGAUUGCAAACUCCAAAUAUUCAAAACUUAUUUCAUAAGACCUAGAUUAAUCUAUAUACUAUUAUUAUGUUCAAAUCAAUGUGUUUCACACCACUUUUUGUCCUCACGAUGUACUUUCUUUAAAAUAUCAGUUUCUAAUUCACAGAAACCUGCUAGUCAAUAAUUCUAUAAAUUUAGUACCAAACGGUCAUAAAAUGUCACUACAGUGCCAUAGUUUUAUUAAUUUAAUUACUUUAAUUAUAAUCUGAUAAAGCCAUCAACCUCAAUUACCCUUCUUGGUAGCCGUUUCCUAUAUAAAAUUUGUUAUAUAAGGCUGUCUUUUCUCAUUGCCCUCGUGAAAGUAUUGUUUUUUGCCUGAAUGUUAAUAUUUACAAGGCAAUUUUCUUCAACGAAAACACACCAUGACACCACCAGCAUUUCCUAGUCAUUUUGAAAAUUUGAAGGCAAAUGAAGUUCAAACUUGGUGUACUGUUUGUCAUGUCUUGAUUCUUUUAUACACUGAUUAAUGUAAGUUUGUGACUGUUGGUUAAUUUUGCACUUAUCUACUUGACUUGUUUUUUUCAUUCUUAUUUAAUUUUGCAUAAGCGA